Molecule: messenger RNA, 803 nt
Organism: Perca fluviatilis (European perch)
Lineage: Eukaryota; Metazoa; Chordata; Actinopteri; Perciformes; Percidae
Exons: 2
Coding region: 72-803 (243 amino acids)
Source: RefSeq, a predicted model, not a curated record
GGUUACAGCGAUUUGGUGGCUCGGACACAGACAUUCGUUUUUACACAAGAUUUUCAUCUUAUGACCACCUGAUGCGGUUUUGGCAGGUCAUCGAACCAUCACUGCAGUACAUGGUUCGGGGGACCAGAACAAGAACUGCAGAUGGUGACUCAGCAAGGCAAAGUACAGCCAUGGUACAGACACAGGCUAUACAGGCAGUAGAUGAACUGUUCCUCUUCCUGAACUACCUUGCCCUUGGACUGAAGCAGAAGGACUUGGCCGACCGGUAUGGGGUACACCAGUCUACUGUUAGCAGGAUCAUUCACACCUGGAGUAAUUUUUUGUUUUGUGUUCUUGGCUCACAGCGAAUUUGGAUACCCCAAAACAAAAUCAGUGAGCACUUGCCAGCAGAGUUCAAAGAUUACCCAGACACUACAGUUAUCCUGGACUGCACAGAGCUCAGAUGCCAAACACCUUCCUCUCCUUUACUCCAGAGUGAAGUUUAUUCCAGUUACAAGUCCCAUUGUACACUGAAGGGGAUGAUUGGCAUGGCCCCUCAUGGUGCUGUUACCUUUGUUUCUCCUCUCUUUGCUGGCUCAGUCAGUGACAAGCAGAUCCUUGUGGAGUCAGGACUAUGUAAACUGCUCAGGCCGGAUAUGGCAAUCAUGGUGGACAGAGGCUUCCUGGUGGAUGACUGUGUGCCUUGUAAAGUGUACAGGCCUGCAUUCCUAGCCGGAAGACCUCAAAUGCCAGCAAACGAGGUCAGGGAGACCCAGUCUAUUGCACGCCUUAGGGUGCAUGUUGAGCGGCUAAUUGGCGGUUGA